Messenger RNA from Lingula anatina, 2947 nucleotides. RefSeq lists its product as uncharacterized. Gene Ontology annotation, cellular component: membrane; voltage-gated potassium channel complex. Lineage: Eukaryota; Metazoa; Brachiopoda; Lingulata; Lingulida; Lingulidae. The record is from RefSeq and is a predicted model, not a curated record. Gene Ontology annotation, molecular function: delayed rectifier potassium channel activity; ligand-gated monoatomic ion channel activity. Gene Ontology annotation, biological process: potassium ion transmembrane transport; action potential.
CACAAAGCCAAUGGGACCGCAGAUAGAGAUAAGUGUAUUCUUGUAUUAUUAUAGAGAAGGAGUUUUAGAAACACCCCUAACAAGCUGAAGUAGAAGUUACACCACUAAAUUUCCCAUGAAAAGUUAGAUGAAAAGAUUGUCAUAUGCAAGAGUUAAAACAAACCUAGGAUACUGGAAUAUGUUUCAUUUCCAAAAAUGGAAUACAACAAAAUCCAGUCAACAAAUAAGUCACAUUCAGUAGGCAAGGACAUAUCACUUUCAACAUAGGACAAAUAUCAUUUUAAUGGUAUUUUAAAAAUUCAAUAACACAUGUGAAACUGCAAGAGGAAGUUAUUUAAUUCACAAAAAGGAUUGUAUGCACUCAUAAAAAAGAUAAAACUCAAAGGGUAUUAUAUGAUGAAGCUUGAUAUCAGCCCAGUUUUGUUUUGCCACAUUUUGAUUCUUACUAUUCCAAUAAUGCAUGGAAGGAACAGCCAUGAUGAUGACAACUCUUGUGCAAAAUAUGUGAAGGACAACAUCACAGUGAGUGCAAUAUGGUAUGACCUGCCACCCUUGAUACACUUGGAAGAUGACGAAGACAAAGAGAUGAAAGGCCUACUGGCAUCUCUUAUUGACCAAGUCAUGAAUAAAUGCUAUGGAAAUGUUACUGUGACUUAUUGCCACCAGGGGUCAGACCAGUACAGUGUGUUACAAGAGUGGACUAAUGAGACUAUAGCAGUUCCAAUGAGGAGGAGUGUGGCUGAACAGGUAUUUCAGUUGCCAGAUGAUGAUGUGCUGUUUGUCCCUCUGAUCAAGUCACCAGGUUUCAUCUACUUAGGAAGACAAGAUGAAGACAUAAAUCCCAUAGGUGCUGCAAUAUUCCAGGCCUGGCCAUUAGCCCUCAUUAUCCUUCUGGCCGCUUGCUUUGCUGGGAUCAUUAUUUGGAUUGCAGACAGGCUAAAGAAUCCAGAACAAUUCCCCAAAAAAUUCAGCAGUGGAUAUGUGGAAGGCAUAUGGUGGGCCUUUGUUACCAUGACAACAGUAGGCUAUGGAGAUGUUGUCCCUAAAUCCCUCUUAGCUAAAUUCUUUGGUACCAUCUGGAUCAUGACUGGCAUUGUUCUUGUCACAUGUUUUACUGCUACAUUAACUACAUCACUGUCAGCUGACCAGCUUGCCAACAAUGUCCCUAUUGAUUUAAAAGGGGCAAUGGUUGGUGUAUUGGAUGGAACAGAAGCAGCCAUGUUAGCAGAGGGACUUGGGGCCUCCGUGACAGUGUGUGACAAUGUUGUUUGUCUUAUGAAGAAACUACAUGACAACGCAAACAUCACUGGUAUAAUGCUAGAAUUUCACACAGCUUUACACGAAUUACACGGAGGGAAUCUUCAGUAUGUGAAGAUGAUCCCACAAGAGGCUAUGCUGGGCUUUUACAUAAGGAAUGUACCCAGAAGUAGAACCAAGUGCUUUUCUAAAUAUAUCCGGCAACACCAGCAAAAGUUUGAUCCUACAGAUGAGCCAGGCAAGAAAAAGCACUGGUCAGGAAAGUCUGCAGAUGUUGCCAAGUCCCUGAUGGAGACAGGUGCUACCUUAACCAUCUUAAUUGCUGGUUGGGCUUUAUGGCUGUUUAUUGUGCUGGUCAUCCUAGCAUGGGAAUGCAUUCACAAAGGCCAUUUCAGGAAGGAAAAAAAUGCUUCUGAAUCUGAGGAAGCUCCAAAGAAUCGAUCUGGGAGUCAAGUUAGCACAGUUUCUAUGGAUCCAUUCAUAUAAGAUAGGGACAUAACUAUUUGACUUCAAUCACAAACUUGUAAGCUGUAAGUGGCACUGGUGCUAACAAUGUGCAGUCAAGAACAGAGGAUUGUUGUUGUUUUUUUAAUUAAGAAGAAUGGACAUAAAUAACUUGUCCCUGCACUUGUACACACGAAGUAAGUUGAAACGUGCAAUGAUGAUAAAAGAGACCAGUCAGUGGCUUUCCAGAUAACUGUGCAAUGGUUGUAUCUGUAGUGUGUCCUUAAAACUGACAUGGCCAUGACUGACAUGGUGCCAAUCUUCAUCAAUUUAGAUAUUUCCUCUCUAGCAUAGAUUGUGUGUGCCAUUGUUGCUUGUGUGCAGAUGAGAAAGAACCUCUGCAGGUGAUGCUAUAUAAGAAAAAAUGUAAACUAAUUUUAAUGGUUUCUUCCAUUCUUUAUUGCUCUACAACCACAUACCAUAUUCAACCAUAGACAACUACAAGAAUCAAUUAAGCAUCUGUUUAUGUGCAAAAGGACACUUUUUGAAUUGAAUAGGUGAAACUGACAAAGCAUGCCAGUGUUUACAAUCUGGAUGAGUGGAAUUUAUUUGCUUUUUGGUUUUCAUUUGAAAGUAUAUAUAGCGAAUGUUUAAGGUGAAUGCAUAUAAAAUGUAAAUCCAUUACAUUUUGCUAAAAAACAACAUUUAUUUCGUCCAUAUUUUAGGGGGUUCCAUUUGUAUUUAUAAAUCUUCACUUCAGGAUUUUGAAAACAGAAUUACAGGACUUAACCACAAGCAAGAGGAUUUUCCAUCAUAGCAUACAGUAUACUAAAAUUGCACCUGUAAUCAGAACGCUUAUUUGGUUUAUUAUUGUCUGCAUUCAAAGCACUUGCUUACUUGGAGGUAGUCAUUGUUGCAAAAAUGCACAAAACGUUCUGCGCAUGUGUACAUAGACUCAGAAAAUACACAAAACUGUUUGUAUAUGUGCAGUUAAGCUUGAUGUAAUCUUCGGCCUGGGCUUUGGAUUCUUUCAGCAGACUUUGCCAAAAUCAAUAUAGGCCAACAAAUUUUUUCUUUAAAGAUUUCCGGACUAAAAAAAUAUAUUUUCCAUAUUGAUUGCUCAAACUUUCAAAUUUCCAGAUUAAAUCGACAAUUUCUGGAUGGGUAGUCAGCUCUGUAUUUAUAAGGCCACCCCAUGUCUUCUUGUAAACAUUUGUGUUUAUGAAGACUAAGAGCGCAUUCUCAA